AUGACAAACAAAUUACUCUUCCUCAUGCAUUUGUUGGGCCCGUUGGGCCCAACCUCCUCCUUUUCCUUCAGCCAACCGCCCAAGUGGGCGGUUAUUCCCUCCCUCUCCUUCGGCCAACCGCCCAAGUGGUGGGCGGUUCCUCCUUUGGUAAACAGAAACCGGCCUAGUUUGGGCCGGUGUUGCUAUGGGAUGGACCGGCUGGUCCGGUCCAUCAGAGGGAUUAUUUCCAUGAGAUUUGUUACAGGAUGUUCUCGUGGGCCCCUUCUUGGAUUUAGAUACCUGGAGCCUAAAUUCUGCAUACAAAGAGCUGCUCCUUUACAUGCUGCCGAAGAAGAUCUGGAUCGUUUGCCAACUUCCGCAACCUGCAUGAAUUUGCUGAAGCUCCCUCCAUAUAAAAGCAUAGAGCAAAUGAGAAACAAAUUGAUCUAUGCCAUAAAUGCGGAUGCUGGUUUUGAUCUAAGUUAGUGAGUGGUGUUUAUGAGGAAGGAUUGAAUUUUGACGAUCCCUCCAUGGCUGCGUUGAUGACGGCGUGAUCCUCUGAUUGCUUUGAAGAAUUUGAUGAAGAGAGAAACUCAGUUUUUACAUACAACAGGAUUGAAGGUUAAUAAUAUCAGGGUCCAGCUUCGAAGGUUCCAGCCAUGUAGAAAUUGUAGAAGAGGUUGUGCCUGUAAAUAUUAGCAGUCCUCAGUGUUCACAUAAGCAUACAGUUGUACAUAUUGUACUUUAGGCUGGCCAUUUACAUUUUUUUUUUUAUAAAGAGAUGAACUCACUUAUUAUCAUUGAAUAUGGCAAUCUCAGCAAUGCUCAACUUUGCUGGAUGGUUUCAGUAGAUAUGAUAUUUCAUAAAUGUCAGAGAUUUAGACAAUCUUUCUGCUGAA
Molecule: messenger RNA, 878 nt
Organism: Dendrobium catenatum
Lineage: Eukaryota; Viridiplantae; Streptophyta; Magnoliopsida; Asparagales; Orchidaceae
Product: E3 ubiquitin-protein ligase UPL6-like
Exons: 4
Coding region: 1-465 (154 amino acids)
Biological process (GO): protein polyubiquitination; ubiquitin-dependent protein catabolic process
Molecular function (GO): ubiquitin protein ligase activity
Source: RefSeq, a predicted model, not a curated record